Molecule: messenger RNA, 1639 nt
Organism: Mastomys coucha (southern multimammate mouse)
Lineage: Eukaryota; Metazoa; Chordata; Mammalia; Rodentia; Muridae
Product: insulin-2
Exons: 6
Coding region: 541-1614 (357 amino acids)
Biological process (GO): positive regulation of protein secretion; glucose homeostasis
Cellular component (GO): extracellular region
Molecular function (GO): insulin receptor binding; hormone activity
Source: RefSeq, a predicted model, not a curated record
CUCCAGAGAGCUGCAGAGAGGCUCCCUCCCCAAGCCCCAAGCAGACAGCUAUAGCCAGCCGGACUUGAGGAGCGCCAGUGUUGAUUCCCAAGGAUGGAAGGGGGACCCUGGAGCGCAACUGACUUCAAGAUAGUUUUCUGGCAGACACAGCGAGCUGACUGGGGCAUCUUUCCGUGCUCGCUCCCCUGUAAGCCCUGAGUCUACACAGGACACCUGACAGCUAGACCUGCUCUCCGGACUGCUUAUGCUGCAGGCUGCCCGAGAUCAGCGCACACGCUGCCAGCUGCAACCCAAACAAAGACAGAGCCAGCUCAGAAGCACAGAAGCUGCAAGUCUAACAGUCAGCCCCUCCCUGCGAACAAAAGAAUCAGAGAGGACUGCAGUGUGCUGAAUUGGACAGCAGAGGGAGACAAAGGGAUAUGGAUCAGAUAUGAUAGGGGGAGAGUCCCUGAAGAACUAGAGAAUUUCCAAAAGAAUCAAACAGCACAGAGGACCUGCCCUGACAAGGAGUGGAUCCCAUACUUAGGUUAUUGUUCCAACAUGACCAUGUGGAUGCGCUUCCUGCCCCUGCUGGCCCUGCUCUUCCUCUGGGAGCCCCACCCUGCCCAGGCAUUUGUCAAACAGCACCUUUGUGGUUCCCACCUGGUGGAGGCUCUCUACCUGGUGUGUGGGGAGCGUGGCUUCUUCUACACACCUGUGUCCCGCCGUGAAGUGGAGGACCCACAAGACUCAACAUCACCCCCUUCCAGCCCUGCCGCAACAUCGUCGCCUCGGCUGGAGGGCCUGAGCACCACAACCAGAACACCCCCUACUUUGGAGGAGGCUGCUAAUAUUGACCCAGCCAGCGGAUCAUCGUCCGGGCAAUUUCGGAAGAGAGUCUUGGGCACCAGUGACUCCCCGGUCCUCUUUAUCCACCGUCCGGGAACUUCAGGAACUACGCGACUAGAGUACAGGGGCCGAGUAGUUACCACUGAGCUCACUGUGCAAGACGAGGAGGAGGAGGAGGAGGAAGAGAACGACUACGACGAUUGCAGACCCCUAACCCAGGGUUCUGCAUCUCCUAGGGCUAAACUUCUUGCCCAGCCAGAGCCGCAGAAGCCUAAGUCAAGGCCUGUGCCACCAAAGCCUGAGCCGAGGCCUGUGCCACCUAAGCCUGAGCCAAGGCCUGUGCCACCGAAGCCUGAGCCAAGGCCUGUGCCACCAAAGCCUGAGCCGAGGCCUGUGCCACCAAAGCCUGAGCCGAGGCCUGUGCCACCAAGGCCUGAGCCGAGGCCUGUGCCACCGAGGCCUGAGCCAAGGCCUCUGCCACUGAAGCCUGAGCCGAGGCCUCUGCCACCGAGGCCUGAGCCGAGGCCUCUGCCACUGAGGCCUCUGCCACUGAGGCCUCUGCCACUGAGGCCUGAGCUGAGGCCUCUGCCACCGAUACCUGAGCCGAGGCCUCUGCCACCUAGGCCUGAGCUGAAGCCUGAGCCUGAGCCUGAGCUUGAGCCUGAGCCUGAGCCUGAGCCUGAGGCAAAACCUGAGAAGAAACAGGCUAGAGCAUCCCGAGAAUCCAGCCCCGUGCCCAAGUGCUGUGGCCUGUGGCCCAAGAGAUCCCCGCGCUCCCAGAACUGAAUGAAACCUCCGAAACCUCCCACCA